Messenger RNA from Pichia kudriavzevii, 3147 nucleotides. RefSeq lists its product as uncharacterized. The transcript has a single exon. The record is from RefSeq and is a predicted model, not a curated record. Gene Ontology annotation, molecular function: zinc ion binding; DNA-binding transcription factor activity, RNA polymerase II-specific; transcription cis-regulatory region binding. Gene Ontology annotation, cellular component: nucleus. NCBI's taxonomy places the organism in Eukaryota, Fungi, Ascomycota, Pichiomycetes, Pichiales, Pichiaceae. Bases 1 to 3147 code for a protein of 1048 amino acids. Gene Ontology annotation, biological process: positive regulation of transcription by RNA polymerase II.
AUGCAGUACUGGUUGGGAGUGGGGUUUUUUCCAUUUCUAUUAUUGUUUUUCUUUUCCAUUAGUGUUUCACGAUACCAUUUGUGUUUUACGAUACCAUUAGUGUUUCACGAUACCAUUAGUUUCUUACGAUACCAUAAGUGUAUUUUGUUUGUUUCAUUACAGCAUUGGGGAGAGAAACAAACUAUUAAACUUCAAAUGGUGGAUUCAAAAGCCGAAGAAGAAAAGGCCAAGCCAAAGAAGACCAAGUCGAGAACCGGAUGUGUUACUUGUAAAAGGAGAAGGUUAAAAUGCGACGAGGCCAAACCGUACUGUCAGAACUGUAUUAAGCGAGGAAUAGUCUGUGGUGGAUAUGCGGUGAAUUUUAAAUGGAGAGAGUUUUCUGAAUCUUGUGGAACUUUAAAAAAGAGUAAAAAGACUACUGAGGUGAAGACAAUAGAUGGAGUCAGAGAAGAGCAAAACAGUGAAUCACAUCAUACGGAAACUACCAAUUUACAGAAGGCACUGGAAGAUGCAACGUUUUCAGUGACGGGGAAGUCAGCACAAGAAAUUGCAAUUGCUAACGUCCUCAUCUCCAAGGGGAAAAACCCCCAUUUGGCCUCCGAAAUCGCUAACGCAAUCAGUGGGAUAUCCGAUUUCAGUGAUAUCGACUCUUUAACUCAAAUACACUUGAAAUCUCUUGAAGAGGCCAACAGGAAACACCAUAAAGUCCAAGAUAAAUCCAUUCCUCAAGCUGCCGAGAUUGUUAGCAUCCCCAGAACACAAGAUUCCCAAAGUGCCGAUGGAAAUGGCAAUAACACUAGGUCUCUUAGUACUCCCACAAUCGGUUCUCCAUUGGGUGAUGAUCCACCGAAACCUCUUUCAACAUCUAAAACAUCAAUAUCUUCCAUAUUGACUAAGGAUUCGCCAAUAAAUCUUUUUAAAGAUGUACCAUCUCCGCAACAAUAUCCGAGGUCCCCAAAUAUUACUGGUAUGUUUUUGCCAUACCAGCAAAGUAUAGGCGAACAGCACCAGAUCUUUACCUCAUUGUCUAAUGUAAAUACACCCAAAUUCCUUGAAGACAUGGACCCUGGCCAAUAUAUGAAGUUUUCACCAUUAAAUUUGGAAACUUUUGCAGAAAUGUCCCCCAGAUACAUUGUUCGAUCUGGGAACCCACUACAUUCGUUAUCACCAUCUUUUAGCGGUGAACUGAACAUGAAACAUACCGACUCGUCUACUUCAACAAUUUCUCAGGCCCAAACAGCCCCUCUCACUCUUUUGGACUCAGCAUCCCCAGUGUUUACAGGCGAAACUCCCAAGUUUUCUAACUUCUCAAAUCCUGGUUCUCCCUUUUUCCCACAGUUGCUAAACCUUCCUAAUAGUGUUGAACAAACCGAAGAGGAUAAAACCGAAGAUAAAGUUUUGAGGGAAGUUAAUGACAGGACAGAACAAUGCUACCAGUUGGCUCACUACACAUCUCCCGGGUCUGAUAUUGCUGGAACACCCAAUAACCAGACUAUGUUCCCGCAUUUAAGCGGUCAAAACAUACGAUCAUUGCACAUAGCAGAUGAACACCUAACAACGUUACUUGCGUUUGACCAGCACACAUGUGGUAUAAUGUCUAUCAAAAAUGGACCUACAGAAAACCCAUGGAGAACAUACCUUUUGCCAAUGUCCCAGAGUCAUCCAGUUGUGAGAAAUGCGUUACUUGCGAUGACAUCGUUUCACAUCGCAAGAGGCGAUUCAAAUAUAAGAGCACGCGGAAUGAAGUAUAUGAAAGAGGCCAUUGUUUCUUUAGUCCAUGGGUUAAGCUCGGACAAUAAAGACGUAACAGAUAAAACACCACCCGAUGUGGCUCUUGCUACAUGCAUAGCAUUGGCGAUGGGAGAAGCUUGGGACAGACAAACAACCACUGGUAUUGCGCAUUUGAAAGGUGCAAAGAGUAUGAUUGCAAAAGUGUUAGAUAAGUUUGAAGUUAAAAGACCGAGUCGUAAGAGAGCAUUGAGUAUAGGUAGUUCUUCCAGUCAGUAUUUAGAGGAAAUGGAUUCAACUAAAGAUUUGUUACCACAUUCGAAAAGGAAAAUGUCACGUGAGCUACAAUUUUUAGUUAAUGCUUGGAUUUACUUUGAUGUAUUGGCUAGAAUGUCUAGUGGUGAGGAGUAUUAUAACGAUGAAGAAGUGCUGUUUGAAGAGAUCAGAUCAACUUCACCGGAAAGCGAAAAAAACAUUGACAGCCCAAACCUUACUAUGAAGCGGUCAAAAAGCGGCAGUUUUUCAUCAAUCAAACGAAUGAAGUUGGAAAGAAAACAGAAAAACAAACCAGACAGUGCUCAAAUAAUCAAAAAAUACAGGAGCUUAAAUCUAGAAGAGGGUGAUUUAAUUGACCCCUUGCUAGGUGUAGCCCAAACACUAUUCCCAAUAAUCGAUGAAGUUGCAACCUUGAUUGGUCAAGUUCGUAGCUAUAAGUCUCAAGCGGGAGCAUCACCAACUGAUAAAUCUUGUAAAAAUUGCAACCCAAUCAAAACACCGCUUCGAAUGAUAUCACAUACCGUUGAGUUGAAGUCAGCAAUUGAGCAUUGGAAAAUACCCCAGAUACCACAUUCCGGAUCCUUUUAUAGUGAAGACCCAAACUUUGAUUUGAAUGCUGCCGUGGCAACUGCAGAGGCAUACAGAUACGCAACUCUUUUAUAUUUACACCAAACAGUUCCUGAAGUGCCUAGUCCUACCUCACACAGUUUAGCCGAAAAUGUAAUGAUGUUAUUGGCUAGUAUUCCAAGUUCAUCUAGAACUUUGGUUACACACAUGUUCCCCCUUUUUGUUGCAUCAUGUGAAGCAAAGGUAGGCGAGGAGAGAGAGUGGGCCACCGAGAGGUGGAACGAAUUGACUGAGAAGAUGUGGCUAGGUACAAUAAAUCGUGCAUGGGAAGUAGUUAAGGAAGUGUGGGCCAGAAAAGAUUCGUUGAAAGAGAAAAAACGAAACAAAUUCGUCGAAUCAGACUCAAACGACCAGGAAGAGAGCAGUCAAGAGUAUAAUAAGGUUAAAAGAAGAAUAAGCGUUGCUAUACAUGGCGAUGAUGAAUCUCAUGACGACGACAUUGAAAGUUUUGUAGGAAGUUGGUCUCACUGGACCACUGUAAUGAAAGAAUGGGGAUGGGAGAUUUUGCUGGCCUGA